This is a messenger RNA of Mus musculus (house mouse), 5551 nucleotides long. RefSeq names its product Rap guanine nucleotide exchange factor (GEF) 4 (gene Rapgef4). Bases 1879 to 4455 code for a protein of 858 amino acids. Gene Ontology annotation, cellular component: cytoplasm; cytosol; membrane. The transcript has 28 exons. Lineage: Eukaryota; Metazoa; Chordata; Mammalia; Rodentia; Muridae. The record is from RefSeq and is a predicted model, not a curated record. Gene Ontology annotation, molecular function: cAMP binding; guanyl-nucleotide exchange factor activity. Gene Ontology annotation, biological process: intracellular signal transduction; regulation of secretion by cell; regulation of hormone levels.
UUUUUUUUUUUUUUUACUUUUUUGAGGUGUGAAUAAGACAUUUGUUUAUUAUUAAAAAAAUUACAACAUACACUUGGCUCUUGGUUCAAUUUCCAAAUUUUUCCCCAAAGAGGGAGGGAGGGAAGUAAAUUCACAGGUAAUGUAAAUGCUAAGGAGUAGAGACUUGGAGAAUAUGAUAAAGCUAUCUAUAGAAAAAUAACAAGUUUGGGGACCAGUGAGAUGGCUCAGUGGUUAAGAUCAUGUACUGCUCUUCCAGAGGACCCAAGCUCGGUUCCCAGCACCUCACAGCAAGUUGCUCCCGACUGCCUGUAACCCCAGUUCCAGGGAAUCGGAUGACUCUGGCCACCUUCAGUACAUGCACAUAGAUGCAUCCCAUCCUCAUGAUUAAAACUCAGAUAAAUCUUAACAGAAAUGGUAGGCCUAUGUUUUAUGCUUUCAGAGGAAUGGGUAUGUUACAGUUUGUUAAUUUAAACAAUUGUUUUUUGCUUUAUGUGUGUGGAUGUUUUGCCUGCAUUUGUGUCUUUCCACCACAUUGCCUGCCUGGUGCCCACAGAGGCUUCGGGGAGGAUCUGAGAUCCUCUGGGACUGAAGUUACAGAUGAUGGUGAGCUGCUGUGUAGGUGCCGGGAAUUGAACCUGGUUCUUCUGGAAGUGAUCUUAACUGCUGAGCCAUCCAACUCUCCAACCCUAUAAUUUCUUUAUUUUAAAACUCAAAAUUAAGAAUGCAAAAACUUGUUUAAAAAUGAUGAAAACAAACAUGUUUUCUCCAAAAUAGAGACGUUGCGUCUGUAGUUAGUCUCUACUAAAUCCUAUUGCUCGCAGCUGUUCUGUAGUCUUGCUGCCUAAAAGAAGAAUAAAGGCCUUCUGUUCUUUCAAUAAUCAUUGUGGAUCUGGUCUUAAAGGCUUUGAGAUACCCGCUGGGACAGCAACAUGUUAAAGAGAUCAAAAACUUUUGCAUGAAAAACAUACUCUGAUAUGUUUCUGUUUCCCAAAUAUUUGGAGAGACCAAGAAAGCAUUACAGGCAUCUGUAAGAGAAGCCCAAGCAGCCUAAGGUUUAAGCCCUGUCAUCGGCUCCUCCGUCGGCUGCUUGCUGACAGCAGGUUACAACAAGGUUAAUCAUUCAUUUGAUGAUAGGAUCUUCAGCCUUGCUCAAAUUUCUUAUCAAGAUAAACACUUGAGGUUAUACUUGUAAACCGGAUAUUGACGGAGAAAGGAAGAGAUUUUUCUGAAACCCUGAAGCUGGAACUCACUCAGGACAGUCGGAGGAACAUCUGAUUGCUGUCUCAGUGGAUAGUAUUGGGUUUUUUUUUUGUUUUUGUUUUUUUUUUUAAUUCUGAGCUGAAACACUCAUAGCUGACAGCUCUCUCUAGGAUUUCCUGGGGCCAUCUGCUGUUGGAGAACAUAAAUUGUAAAUUUACCUUUGAACCACCAGAGCCUCAUUGGCCUGUCCCCUGGCCACUCAGACUUCCAGUCUCAAUGGUAUCCAGGAGAGGUUUGACAGAAUAAACAGUGGGGUUCUUGUCUGGGAGUGACUGCCUGGCAAUUGUUUCAUGGAAAACAGGGAGGGGUGGGGGACAACAACCCUGCUCUGUUCACUGGCUCUUUAAUUUAGAUUACCAAUGAUAAAGCCGGGCCAACGGCUAAAGAAAGGUAGGAUGCAUACGCAGACAUUAGUGCUAAUGUGCUGUAGAAAGACGAGAUAAAUCAGUCUAGCUCUCAUACAUCACUAAGGGAGAAGCUGAUUGCAACUUGACCGUGUGCCUGAAUGGUCCCAUCAGUGAGACGAGCAGAACAUGGAUUAAAAAAAUCUAGGAUGUACCGUUAGGGCUACCGCUGCGCUGGACCUGGGAGAACUGUCUGGUUAAAUACCGACAGUAUAUGGCCGGACUUCUGGCUCCUCCCUAUGGUGUUAUGGAAACGGGCUCUAACAAUGACAGGAUUCCUGACAAGGAGAAUACACCUCUCAUUGAACCCCACGUUCCUCUCCGUCCUGCUCACACCAUUACCAAGGUCCCUUCAGAGAAGAUCCUCAGAGCUGGAAAAAUUUUACGAAUUGCCAUUCUCUCUCGAGCUCCCCACAUGAUAAGAGACAGAAAGUACCACCUAAAGACAUACAGACAAUGCUGUGUUGGGACUGAGCUGGUAGACUGGAUGAUACAGCAGACAUCCUGUGUUCACUCGCGGACUCAAGCUGUUGGCAUGUGGCAAGUCUUGCUGGAAGAUGGUGUCCUCAACCAUGUGGACCAGGAGCGCCAUUUCCAAGACAAAUAUUUAUUUUAUCGAUUUCUGGAUGACGAGCGUGAGGAUGCCCCUUUGCCUACUGAGGAAGAGAAGAAGGAGUGUGAUGAAGAACUUCAGGACACCAUGCUGCUGCUCUCACAGAUGGGCCCUGACGCCCACAUGAGAAUGAUCCUGCGAAAACCACCUGGCCAGAGGACUGUGGAUGACCUAGAGAUUAUCUACGACGAGCUCCUUCAUAUUAAAGCCUUAUCCCAUCUCUCUACCACAGUGAAACGGGAGUUAGCAGGUGUUCUCAUUUUUGAGUCUCACGCCAAAGGAGGAACUGUGUUGUUUAACCAGGGGGAAGAAGGUACCUCCUGGUACAUCAUUCUGAAAGGAUCCGUGAAUGUAGUCAUUUAUGGCAAGGGUGUGGUCUGCACCCUGCACGAAGGAGAUGACUUUGGCAAGUUAGCUCUAGUGAACGAUGCUCCAAGAGCUGCCUCCAUUGUUCUUCGGGAAGAUAAUUGUCACUUCCUAAGAGUCGACAAGGAAGACUUCAAUCGGAUUCUGAGGGACGUUGAGGCGAAUACAGUCAGACUUAAAGAACAUGACCAAGAUGUCUUGGUACUGGAGAAGGUCCCAGCAGGGAACAGAGCUGCUAAUCAAGGAAACUCACAGCCUCAGCAAAAGUAUACUGUGAUGUCAGGAACACCUGAAAAGAUUUUAGAGCAUUUUCUAGAAACAAUACGCCUUGAGCCAUCGUUGAAUGAAGCAACAGAUUCGGUUUUAAAUGACUUUGUUAUGAUGCACUGUGUUUUUAUGCCAAAUACCCAGCUUUGCCCUGCCCUUGUGGCCCAUUACCACGCACAGCCUUCUCAAGGUACCGAGCAGGAGAGAAUGGAUUAUGCCCUCAACAACAAGAGGCGGGUCAUCCGCUUGGUCCUGCAGUGGGCGGCCAUGUAUGGCGAUCUCCUCCAAGAAGAUGAUGUGGCCAUGGCCUUCCUGGAGGAGUUCUAUGUGUCUGUAUCAGAUGACGCACGGAUGAUGGCUGCCUUCAAGGAGCAGCUGCCAGAGCUGGAGAAGAUUGUCAAGCAAAUCUCAGAAGACGCAAAAGCUCCACAGAAGAAGCACAAGGUGCUUUUGCAACAGUUCAACACAGGUGACGAGAGGGCCCAGAAGCGUCAGCCUAUUCGUGGCUCUGAUGAGGUUUUGUUCAAGGUCUACUGCAUCGACCACACCUAUACUACCAUUCGUGUGCCGGUAGCUGCCUCGGUGAAGGAAGUCAUCAGUGCAGUAGCUGACAAACUGGGCUCAGGGGAAGGCCUGAUCAUCGUCAAGAUGAACUCUGGAGGAGAAAAGGUGGUGCUGAAAUCUAAUGAUGUUUCAGUAUUUACGACGCUCACCAUUAAUGGACGCCUGUUUGCCUGCCCGAGAGAGCAAUUCGACUCACUGACUCCCUUGCCGGAACAGGAAGGCCCGACCACUGGGACAGUGGGAACAUUUGAGCUGAUGAGCUCGAAAGACCUGGCGUACCAGAUGACAACCUACGAUUGGGAACUCUUCAACUGUGUGCAUGAGCUGGAGCUAAUCUACCACACAUUUGGAAGGCAUAAUUUUAAAAAGACCACGGCAAACUUGGAUUUGUUCCUGAGGAGGUUUAAUGAAAUUCAGUUUUGGGUUGUCACUGAGGUCUGCCUUUGUUCCCAGCUCAGCAAACGUGUUCAGCUUUUGAAAAAAUUUAUCAAGAUAGCGGCUCACUGCAAGGAGUACAAAAAUCUAAAUUCCUUUUUCGCCAUCGUCAUGGGACUCAGCAACGUGGCCGUGAGCCGCUUGGCACUAACGUGGGAGAAACUGCCGAGCAAGUUUAAGAAGUUCUAUGCGGAGUUUGAGAGCUUGAUGGAUCCUUCCAGAAACCACAGGGCAUACAGGCUGACAGCAGCCAAGCUGGAGCCCCCUCUCAUCCCUUUCAUGCCCUUGCUUAUUAAAGAUAUGACAUUUACUCAUGAGGGGAACAAGACGUUCAUUGACAAUCUAGUAAACUUUGAAAAAAUGCGCAUGAUUGCAAACACUGCCAGAACAGUACGGUACUACAGGAGCCAGCCCUUCAAUCCGGAUGCCGCUCAAGCUAAUAAGAACCAUCAGGAUGUCCGGAGUUAUGUACGGCAAUUAAAUGUGAUUGACAACCAGAGAACUUUAUCACAGAUGUCACACAGAUUAGAGCCUCGAAGGCCAUAGACAUCUGAAGUGCCCAGAGUGAUGUUUUGUCUCCAGUCCACAAUCUUUCAAAAGAUGCUGUGUAUGCUACUACUGACUGUGUUGCUACUAGAGAAUUCUCCAGAAUGAGCAAGAGACACAUCCUGAGAGCCCCUCGGGGCUACAUCCUGCUUUCCAACCACACAGGAGAAGCGAUCUGACUUGUCUAAUGCUGCCAUGCUGUAGCUUAGGAAUCAUCAGUUAUAGUCACCCUCCUUCAUUGUUGGCACGCCAGCACCAGGCUCACGUGAAGAAAUAACCUUGGCGGGAGGCUACAUCAGGGCCCUGACAUCCCUUCCCAGGCUGUUUGCAGCAUGAGACUGUGCCAUACGUAGAUAGGUUUCACUCGGAUGCGCCGGCGAUGAUAUAAUUGAAUGAAUUGUUUACUUAGCACCUUAUUUGGGGUCUGGGGUCUGGGGAGGGUAUUGAGGAUACCGUAAAAGUCCAAAUUAUACAUCGUGUUCCUCCAUGUUCAUAAUCUAACCUCUGAAGGAAUGGAACCUCACCACAACACUAUGAAACAUUAUGGCUGUUUCGUCUGUAAUUUCGGAAUGAUCUAUAGAAUAAUAUGUUUACAUUGUAACUUUUAAAAACUAACAAAUCAGGAUUGCAUACAUAAGAAUGCCACUAAGAAACACCAAGGUUCUUAAUACCGCCAGCGUUAAGAUAGAAAGUAACAUUUCAGAAGAGCACAAUAUGCACAAAACAUUUUUUCAAAAUUUAAAUAUUUUCCUGGGCAUUAAAAACGUUUCCACUACAAAUUUAUUGUUACUGAUGAAAAAAUGCAUAUUUUCUGGAGUUAAAUGUUAUUACAAAAAUCUUAAUUUUCAGCAAUUGUUUUGCACUUUCAGAUAGAUUGUAAAUAGGUUAUGCAGUCAAUGAUAUAGAGUUAUUUAUUUGCUACAUAAUAGACAUUGUGCCAAAUAAUUCCUUUUUAUUUAUUUUAUUCAGUAUGAAAUUUUGGAGUACAUUUUUUCUGUUUUCUUAAUUAGACCACAUUUAAUGUAUAGGAAUUGUAUGUACAUAUCUCUUCUGUAAAUAACAGCCAGUAUCUUCAUUAAAUAUACUUGACAAGAAA